Messenger RNA from Malassezia japonica, 1665 nucleotides. RefSeq names its product carboxypeptidase D. Gene Ontology annotation, molecular function: serine-type carboxypeptidase activity. Gene Ontology annotation, biological process: proteolysis. Lineage: Eukaryota; Fungi; Basidiomycota; Malasseziomycetes; Malasseziales; Malasseziaceae. Bases 1 to 1665 code for a protein of 554 amino acids. The transcript has a single exon. The record is from RefSeq and is a predicted model, not a curated record.
AUGCAGCUCCAUAUCGCACUCGUCUGUGCCUUGGUCCUAGCAGUUGUCCAGUCCCUGGCUGCCACCGCAGGCAACAGCACUGAAAGCGCAAGCAGCUCUAGCAUCGCAAGCAGCUCCAGCAGCAGUGCGACCAGUGCAGCAGCUGCGAGCAGCCCCAGCAGCAGUGCGACCAGCGCUAGUAGCAGCAGUGCCCCCGCCAGCUCGAGCGUGGCUGGCGGUGCGAACGGCACCACACACACAAACGGCACCGGUACCACGAACACGACGGCCAACACAUAUGAUGAGCCGAAGCUCCGUGCUAUUCUUGGCUCGAACGACACCAAGAAGUUUGAAGUGGGCAUGCGCCUCCCCAACACGUCCUUUGACAUCCCCCCCUCGUGGGCCGGCAACUUGCCAGUGAGCAACAAGUCGGAUGAGACGCGCAACAUUUACUUCUGGAUGUUCCCUGCGACGGGCGACGUUGGCCAUGAUGAUGUUAUUUUCUGGAUGAACGGCGGUCCCGGCUGCUCUGCGCUGAGCUCGCUGAUGGGCGAAAACGGCCCGCUGUCGUUUGACCCCGUCACGUAUGUUGCGAAGCCUGCUCCCCAGACCUGGUCGAAGCUGGCCAACGUUGUUUGGAUUGACCAGCCCGCCGGUACUGGCUUUGCGCUUGGCGCCGCGAAGAACCAGUCCAUGGAGGAGGUUGCGGAGGACUUUAACGGUUUCCUGUUGAACCUGUACAAAAACUUCCCCAAGCUGCACGGCAAGCGUAUGUGGAUUGGUGGUGAGAGCUUUGCCGGGAAGUUUGUCCCCUUCAUGGCCGACCAGAUCUACAAGAACGAGACGGAGAACAAGGCAGCCGGCAUGGAUCUGCAAGGUAUCCUGAUUACGGAUCCGCUCUUUGCACCUAAUGUUGUGACGAAGGAAGUGGGUGCAGUGGAAUUUGGUCUCUCGCAUGCCAAGCUGCUCAACUUUACGCAAGAGCAGGUGCAGGAACUGGAGCAGAUUGGUAAGCAGAAUGGCAUCAGUACCUUUAUGCGGGACAAUCUGGUGUACCCCCCCAAGGGCCCCAUCCAGCUGCCCAAGCAGCUGAACGAGAGCUUUUCGCCGUACAAGCACCUGCAAAAGAUUCUGCGCAAGAACAACCCCUGCACGUCGCCGUACUAUAUCCUGAACAAGGCGUGCUCGGUGGAUGCGCUGGGCAUGAACGCGACGGUCGAGAAGAGCAGCGCCACGAACUACUUCAACAACAUGACUGGCGUGAAGGAGUUUAUCCACGCCCCCACGAACGUGUCCUGGAUGCAGUGCGCGUCCGACAAGCCGUUCAAGACGAUGAAGAAUGCCAAGACGGGCUACCCUGUGCCCGAGGUGCUUUCGCGCGUGAUUGAGAAGAGCAACCGUACGAUGGUCGGCCACGGCACGUACGACUUUGUUGUGCUGUACAAUGGUACAGCCCUUGCGCUCCAGAACAUGACGUGGCACGGCAAGCAGGGCUUCCAGAGCCCUCCGAAGCAGAAGCUGCUGACCAACGGCCAGGAGGAGGGCUACUACCAGACGGAGCGUGGCCUCACCUUCUUUGUCCUGGAAAAGGCCGGCCACAUGCUUCCGCGCUACGCGCCUGGCGCGUCGUUCCGCCUGCUCGAGUACCUCUUGGGCCAAAAGACGCUGGAGCAGCUGAAUGAUUAG